Molecule: messenger RNA, 2028 nt
Organism: Fusarium keratoplasticum
Lineage: Eukaryota; Fungi; Ascomycota; Sordariomycetes; Hypocreales; Nectriaceae
Product: HET domain-containing protein
Exons: 2
Coding region: 1-2028 (675 amino acids)
Source: RefSeq, a predicted model, not a curated record
AUGGAUGCUGAAUUACGACAGCAAUAUUCAGACGAGUCCUUGCGAGGAAUGCUCAAAUCGAAAGCCGUGAUGCAUGAGGAACUUGAGAAACAAGUACGGAGCUAUGCUCCUGCAUCCUGGACACAAGACGGGUUAUCAGAAGGCAUCUGGUCGAGGACACUCCCACUCAGAGAGUCCCCGGCUAGGGCGCGCAAGACUCCCGACGAAUAUGAUGUUCAGAGAUUUCACAAUCAACAAGAAGUAAUAUCGAUUUCAAUCGUGCCAGCCCAUGCGACGGAGCCGUUUGAACCACAGCCUGCAUCUUCUUUACAAGAGGGGGAGACCGAGAAGCACUACCGUUACAAACCCCUUGCAAAGGAUGAGAUAAGGUUGAUAGAGAUUCAACCCGGUUCAUAUGGCCCCAUAACUGUCUCCAUAAGCCACGCAUCUUUCCGGAAUCCCCCGAAAUACCGUGCUCUGUCUUACGUAUGGGGCGAUGCAACACGACAACAGCCUGUGAGAUGCAACAACAACCAGCAGGUCUGGGUCACCGAGAACUGCUAUUCAGCUUUGCAGAGACUUCGCCAUUCUGACAAGAAGGUUACUUUCUGGAUUGAUGCCAUCUGCAUUAACCAGAGGGACACGCCUGAACGAAACAGUCAAGUACAAAUCAUGGCCACAAUCUACCGGAAGGCGCAGGGAAUUACCAUCUAUCUUGGAGAAGAGGACCAAGGAAGCGACCUUGCCAUGGAAGCCCUGGAAAAGGCAACUUUCUUGCCAACCUGCGCCAUAAGAGCCAAAUGUACCGAUCCUGCGAAAUCUCAAGACCCCGACGUGGUGGCCUUGAGAAACCUGUUUGCGCGGCCGUGGUUUAAACGGGUCUGGGUCCUUCAAGAAGUCAGGAAUGGCAAAUUUCCAGUCAUCAUCUGCGGGCCCAAGGUACUUCCCUGGAGAGUUUUGGACAAAUUCACCAAGUUCGGCUUUCCUCGCACUUUUGGACUGAUCCCAGUCCCCCUUGACAUCAGAACCGCCUCAAGAGCCGAGGAGAGGUUCGACGCCGAAGGGCUGUUCCGGCGACUAUGCAAAGCACGGGUAUGUCUCGCCACUGAUCCAAGAGACAAGGUAUUUGCUCUUCUGCCAUUGUUUUCCAAGGUGGAUGGAGAUGGCGUCAAGGGCUUUCUGCCUGACUACUCGCGGUCAACAAAGGACACGUUUGUCAACCUCGCCAAAUAUCUUCUUCGGUCUAGUGAGGUUGGGUUCAGUCUACUCUAUGCCACUGAAUCACACUCGAGUCUCGAGGGACUGCCAUCUUGGGUUCCGGACUGGAACUCCAUUCCUCAAACACAAUACAUCUAUAGCCCUGCGCAUCUGACAGCGGCCAUGAGGACAGUUUACAAUACUCACACCUUGGCAAAGUUUCUGCCUGGUAACGUGCUAUCUUUCGGGGCCACCAAUUGGGGUAUCGUCAACCAAAUAGCAAGCACAUGCAACACAGAAGAUCCACGAUGGUCCAAGACGGUGUUUGAGGAAUGGCGUAACUUGGCAUUGUCUCAUGUCCAGACCACAAAAUCGGUAUACACAUUCACAAGGCAAGAGGAGUUCUACUUGUUCCUAGGCCAUGAACUCCCCGAGAUUUUCUUCGGAUCUUUGCGAGCGCACCCUUCAUGGAUCAAAUACGCAUGGGCCGGCCUAUUCUCUGAUUUUGAGACAGCGUGCGAGAACCCUUACGCUCGACCCGAUUACCACCAAGCGACAGAAGCUCUCAAAUUUCAUCUUCGCCUGAAAGAGACGUGCCAUGGCCAGAAGCUUGUCAUGGUGAGCGGAGAGAGCCACAGGUUUUUCACAUAUGCCAUCACGGAUGCUGAAGUACAUGUCGGCGAUAAGGUGGUCCAGGUUGCAAAUCGGCCCAAACCCUUUCAAGCCUUUGGUAUCAUAAUCCGGAAGCGUCCUGAUUCUUCGGAUAAAUACACGCUUGUUGGAAAGUGCCGCCUCCAGUCAGUCGUUCGUUAUGGCGCGUUGGAAGACCCGACGUGGUUCUUGAUAUCUUGA